AUGACGAAUAAUCCCAUAGCUCCACCUCGUAAGAAAAAUAAGAAGACGAAGUCUCCAUCGCUUUCAUCAAUUCCAGAUGACGUCAUUGUGAACGUCUUAGCUCGGAUCUCGAAAUCUCACUACCGUUCCCUCUGUUUAGUCUCCAAGAACUUCAACUCUCUUCUCUCUUCUCCAAAUAUCUACUUUGCUCGAUCCCUAAUCGGUAACAUAGAAGCUCGCCUCUACGUGGGCCUAUGGCUACCCAAUCCCUCCAGCUAUCAUAGCUGGUUCACUCUCCACUUCCGUCAGGGUCAGUUAAGUUUCAAACCCGUUCAAUUCAGUUUACGACCUGUAAGACUCUCUUCCUCGUAUUCGCCCGACCGGUUAAACUCAACCACUGUAGCCGUCCAUUCCGAAAUCUACCAGAUAGGAGGAAGCAACGAGGACAAGCGGACCAGAGCCGUUAGAGUUCUUGAUUGUCGGAGUCACACGUGGCGUCGUGCUCCCGACAUGAAGGUGGCAAGGAAACACGCAAGGUCUUAUUUCUUAGAUGAGAAGAUAUAUGUAAUCGGAGGAUGCACAGAGACAAAAGAAUAUUUGACGAGUUGGGGUGAGGUUUUCGACCUGAAGACUCAGACUUGGAAGCCAUUGCCUAAGCCUCCUAGUGAUGAUGACGUCCAGUUGUACAAAAGUGUGGUUUGUGGAGGAAGGCUAUACGCUUUCACCAUGAACAACAACAACAAGAACUACGCAUAUGAUCCGAAUGAAGAAAAAUGGGUACAAGAGGCGGGGUUUGUGGGUCUAGGACGUAUAAAUGGACCUUGGUGCGUUAUAGGAAGUGCAAUAUUUGCUGAACGUGACCGUACGUUCAUGUGGUGUGACCCAAGGAAUGGAAAGUGGUCAGUGGUGUAUGGUUUAUAUCAUAUAUACUUGGAACGUGCUAAUAAUUACAUAACGAUUCAGUUAGUUAACCAUGAUGGGAAACUGGUAAUUAUAUGGCAUCAGUGGAAUUGGCGUUACAAGGAAUACACGAGUAUUUGGUGUGCGGUGAUUAGCUUGGAGGAGCGUUUGAGUCCGUCAAGUGAUCUGUGGGGGAAGGUUGAACGGUGCAAUGUUGUUUUGGGUUCAGUCCACACAUCAGUUAAGCUCUCAAGAUGCCUAUCGGUUUCGGUUUGA
Raphanus sativus (radish) is the source of this 1155-nucleotide messenger RNA. RefSeq names its product putative F-box/kelch-repeat protein At4g35120. Bases 1 to 1155 code for a protein of 384 amino acids. The transcript has a single exon. NCBI's taxonomy places the organism in Eukaryota, Viridiplantae, Streptophyta, Magnoliopsida, Brassicales, Brassicaceae. The record is from RefSeq and is a predicted model, not a curated record. Gene Ontology annotation, molecular function: protein binding.